AUGACCAUUGAAAACAGAGAUGACGCGUUUGCAGGGCUUAUGAAAGACCUCAAUAUUGAGGUCCAAGAUUACAAUCAUAACGAGCUCUCCAAAUUGGACUACCAACGUCUCGCUGGGUUGAAAGACGAGGUGGAGGUGCUGCUCACUUCCCUAUUCGACACGCUAAAGCACCGGUACAACUGCGAUAUGGAACUGCCGCUUGUGAUUGACGGAUUUCCUCGUGGCGACAUUGACGUGCUAGCUGUCAGACUUAUCAGAACCAAGAUCAUUCGUCUACGAAACGAUCACAAGUGCAUUCUUGGACUUCUUGAGGAGCAGUUGAUCAAGCAGCUUCAAGCUGGAAGCGGGGGUGCCCCUGAAGCUCAAUCUGCUAGAGUUGCCCCACAAAGAAUCAUUCCGUUUGCCUUGGUUAAGAGCGUCGCAGAUAGCAGCCCAGCACAGAAGUCUGGGUUGCAAGAAAACGACAAGAUAGUCGUGUUUGGCGAGGACGUCCACGCGGGAAACCACAAUAGAUUGAGUGCCGUGGGUAACAAGGUCAAAGGCAACGUGGGCAAGGAGAUUGUCGUUGAGGUACUUCGAGGACAGAACAGGGAGACGCUCAUUUUGACGCCUACGCCAGACUGGCCCGGCCAGGGCCUUCUCGGGUGCCACAUUGUGCCUUACUAG
Molecule: messenger RNA, 666 nt
Organism: Candidozyma duobushaemuli
Lineage: Eukaryota; Fungi; Ascomycota; Pichiomycetes; Serinales; Metschnikowiaceae
Exons: 1
Coding region: 1-666 (221 amino acids)
Biological process (GO): proteasome regulatory particle assembly
Cellular component (GO): nucleus; cytoplasm
Molecular function (GO): protein binding
Source: RefSeq, a predicted model, not a curated record